This is a messenger RNA of Osmerus eperlanus (European smelt), 3128 nucleotides long. It is a transcript of the gene gata2b, whose product is annotated as GATA binding protein 2b. NCBI's taxonomy places the organism in Eukaryota, Metazoa, Chordata, Actinopteri, Osmeriformes, Osmeridae. The coding region runs from base 458 to 1846 and encodes 462 amino acids. Gene Ontology annotation, molecular function: zinc ion binding; RNA polymerase II cis-regulatory region sequence-specific DNA binding; DNA-binding transcription factor activity, RNA polymerase II-specific. The record is from RefSeq and is a predicted model, not a curated record. The transcript has 6 exons. Gene Ontology annotation, biological process: negative regulation of transcription by RNA polymerase II; positive regulation of miRNA transcription; positive regulation of transcription by RNA polymerase II. Gene Ontology annotation, cellular component: nucleus.
GUCAGUAGAAGUGCAUGUUGCUAAAGGCCUCAGUCGGAGAAUACUCAGCCGAGAACCCCGUCAAACCACCACGGAAAUAAUAACUAUUAACUACUUUGUAAAAGUUAAGAAGACUUCCAAAAGUAACUGAGAAGAAGUUUUUCUGGAGGGCGAGACACAAAAUACCAAACAGCCCAUCACAGUUGUUGGUCAGACAAACUGAAAAGGUGUCCAAUGUCAAACUCAACUUGAUGUCAAGAAAGAGAGAGAGAACAUCCAUUUGACUGCGAGUGAGGACAAGCUAGAGGAUCAAUAGGCGAUAACGCAUUUUAUCAUGUUUUCACAAUAGGACAUUUCGUUCCAAGAAGGGUGAGAUUUUUUCAAAAGAAAAACGAGGAAAUACAGGGCACAGUAAUAGAGAAAUCCUCUCAUUGGAGAGGCAUUGCUGUUGUUGACCCAGUUCGGAUCGAGUGGAAAGAUGGAUGUAGCGGCGGAUCAACCUCGGUGGAUGGCGCAUCACCAUGCCGUCCUGAACGGCCAACACCCGGACUCGCACCACCCCGGCCUUUCGCACAACUACAUGGAGCCUACGGCACAGCUCCUGCCUCCGGACGAGGUGGAUGUUUUCUUUAAUCAUCUGGACUCACAGGGAAACCCCUACUACCAUAACUCCGCUCACGCAAGGGCGAGAGUAUCUUACAGUCAAGCGCACGCUCGUCUCACUGGGAGUCAGGUCUGCCGACCCCAUCUCAUCCACAGUCCAGGGAUUUCGUGGCUUGACAGCGGCAAAGCGGCUCUCUCAGCGGCCCACCAUCAUAACGCAUGGGCCCACUUCAGCAAACCCAGCCUGCAUCCCGCUGGUUCCGGGACUCCGAGUGGCCUCUAUCCGUGCAGCAAUUCUAGUUCGGCCUCUGCUUCCUCGCUAACUCCUGCGUCACAUUCGAGUCCCCAUCUUUACAGUUUCCCCCCUACACCACCAAAAGAUGUUUCCCCGGACCCCGGGGCAGCCUCUCCAACGUCCUCUGGCACCAGAAUGGACGAGAAGGAGUCUAUUAAAUACCAAAUGUCAAUAUCUGAGGGGAUGAAGAUGGAAGGUUGCAGUCCACUUAGAAGCAGCCUGGCCUCAAUGAGCGCCCAGACGCCCUCCACACACCAUCCAAUACCAACAUAUCCCACAUAUUCUCUCCCAGCGGCGCAUGAAUACGGAGGCAGUUUGUUCCACCCUGGCAGCCUGCUUGGCGGAUCAUCUUCCAGCUUUACACCGAAAUGCAAAAGCAAAACAAGAUCGUGCUCAGCAUGCUGCUCAGAGGGCCGCGAGUGUGUCAACUGUGGAGCCACCUCCACUCCUCUUUGGCGACGGGAUGGUACAGGCCACUACCUGUGCAAUGCCUGCGGACUGUACCACAAGAUGAAUGGCCAGAACCGCCCCCUCAUCAAGCCCAAACGCAGACUGUCUGCUGCCAGACGAGCUGGCACAUGUUGUGCUAACUGCCAGACAACCACCACCACGCUGUGGCGACGUAAUGCCAAUGGAGACCCCGUGUGCAACGCCUGCGGCCUAUACUACAAGCUGCACAACGUGAAUCGUCCACUGACCAUGAAGAAGGAGGGCAUCCAAACACGUAAUCGCAAAAUGUCCAGCAAGUCCAAAAAGAGCCGCCGGGGCGGCGAGAGCUAUGAGGAGCUCUCCAAGUGCAUGCAUGACAAGUCCUCACCCUUCAGUGCUGCCUCCUUGGCAGGUCACAUGACCCACAUGGGCCACUUACCCCCCUUCAGUCACGCCGGACACAUGCUGCCCACUCCCACUCCCAUUCACCCUUCUUAUGGCCACCCCCACCACUCCAACAUGGUCACUGCCAUGGGCUGAGGGAAAGGGAUCCAGAGAGAGGAACUGUCAUGCGCAGCUGAUGUUGAGAACUGGGGGAGAAGGAUUUUUGUUUUGAACAGGGUUGAGGGUCAACCAGUGUAUUGGCCUUCAACUUGCUGGUGAUGUGUAUAAUGUUAGAGACAAGCGUUUGGCGUAUAUCUGAGUACAUUGUCUUGCAGUAUAGAGAGGAGGGGAGAAAAUGUUGAAUCUGACAAUAAAUACUGCUAGGAAAGUAGACAGGGGAAUAUUUCUCACCAUUAGGUACCAGCCCCCAUGAUUGGAAACACACACACACACAUAUAUAUAAUUGCACAAAUGAGUAUGUUUGCCACAGAUGUCUCUCUGAGCGCCCCUGUCUCCUGUCCAGAUGCAGUGGUAUGUGUUGAGCUGAUUUGAAGUAACUGUGAAUAUUGUAAAUGUGUGAGAUAACAGGGAUGGAUCAGCUUUUGGUAAAGACAGAAGAUUCUUUUCACACCAUUGGACAAAAUAUAUGCUGGAUUUCUGCACAUGGACUUCUAAUAUUUUAAAGGAAAUUUACAAAAACAAGCAAACAAGAACAUUUAUAAAGCUUAAUUAAACCGUUUAUUAUAAUUAUUUGUUAGUGUUUUUAGAUAAUUUAUUUUCACUUUGAUUUUGAUCUUCUUCUUUCUCACCUGAAACACGAAUAUUGCUAUCACAACUAUAAAUCUAUUUUUAGCUGAAACGCUUUCUUUGAGCUUUUUGACAUUUAGUCCUCAUGACAAAUAAAGAGAUUGAGAUCACUGCUCUAUUCUGCUCCCUUAUUACUCUACUGUCAAGUAAAUAAAAAGGCUGUUUGUAUCCAAUCAGAAUAGAAAGAGAUAGAAAGAGCAACAGUCAUGAACUUGGCUCCAUACAGCUUUCUGUCUUCACUGUAUGUGCCAGCUGAAACCAUCAGCAAGUUCAAUCUGUUUUGGGUGUAUAAACGUUCUCUACAUGUCAACGCAUCUGUUUUCUCAAGUUGUCUUGUUUGGAAAAAGUAUCACUGUUCAUUUAUUUGCUGUGCUUCUGGUCAAUGACAAAGCCUUUGUUGCUUGUUCUGCUUCCUGUACGUUGCCAUGGAGAGGAACUGUUCUGAGGCUUCUUCUCACACACUUGUACCUCUCUCUCUGUGGCGUUUCUGUACCAUAGCCUCUCAUUGGCUACUCUCUCUGCCACACAGACAACCACACACCUGCUUUUAAAACCUGACCCAAACAAUUAUAACUUGACAAUCUAAAUGCCAUAACAAAGAUGUUAAUAAUAAAGAAAAGUGUAAACAUGA